AUGGAAGCUGAAAAGUUUAAAGGACCUUCAAUCGUAUUGGCGUAUAUGCCUUAUUAUAGUGAUAAUGAUAGUUCAAUUACUGUAUUAAAAGAAACUAAACUAGCCGUUGAUAGUGGUUAUUGGUCAUUAUAUAGAUGGAAUCCAGCGCUAGAAAAGGAAGGCAAAGAACCUUUUACCUUGGAUUCUGAAAAAAUUAAGCAAGAACUUAAAGAUUUCCUUGAUAGAGAAAACAUUCUCACCCAAUUAACACGUUCUAAACCAGAAUUAUCUACAACUUUAACAAAUUCACUUGAAUCAGAAGUCAAAUCACGUCAGAAAUCAUUUGCUAUAUCUGCAUAUGAAAAGUUAUUGGGUGGUUUAACAGGUCCACCACUUUUGAUUCUUUUUGGUUCUGACAAUGGUAAUGCAGAAGGUCUCGCAAAGAGACUGCACAAAGGCGCUAAGGCCCGUGGUGUUAAUUCACGUUGUAUGUCAAUGGAUGACUACCCUAUUGAGGAUAUUACUUCUGAAAAGAAUAUAGCAUUUGUUGUUUGUACGGCUGGUCAGGGAGAAUUUCCUCAAAAUGCUCGUGAAUUCUGGAAAACAAUUUCAACUACAACAGAACUUUCUUUUUCAGAAACUCAUUACGCUGUUUUUGGUCUCGGUGAUAGUAAAUAUUGGCCAAGAGAAGAAGGUAUAAUUUAUUAUAAUAAACCUGGAAAAGAUUUAGAUGCUCGUUUAGAAAUGUUGGGCGGAAAAAGACUUUUGAAUCUUGGAUUGGGUGACGAUCAAGAUGCUGAUGGAUAUGAAACAGGAUUUCAAGCAUGGGAACCAGAACUUUGGAAAGCUUUAGGAGUUGAGCUUCUUGGUACUGCUGUUGAAGAAAAAAAGAAGACUGAUGAUGAUAUGAAAAUUGAUUCAAAUUUUUUGAGAGGAACAAUCUCCGAAGGUUUAGAAGAUACCUCCACUGGGGCAUUAUGUGAAAGAGAUACAAAAUUGACAAAAUUCCAUGGAAUUUAUCAACAAGAUGAUAGAGAUCUACGAGAUGAACGAAAAGCACAAGGGUUAGAAAAAGCUUAUUCAUUUAUGGUACGUGUCCGUGUUCCCGGUGGAGUUUCUUCACCCAAGCAGUGGUUACAAAUGGAUGAGGUUGCUGAUACACUUGCAAAUGGUGGAUUAAAAUUAACAACUCGACAAGCAUUCCAAUUACACGGUGUUCUUAAACGCAACUUAAAAUCUACCAUCCGUGGUAUUAAUAAGUGUUUAUUGGACACAUUGGCAGCAUGUGGUGAUGUUAAUCGUAAUGUCAUGUGCAGUACUACUCCAUCCAUCUCUGAAGUUCAUGGACAAGUACAUGAAUUUUCCAAAAAGUUAAGUGCUCACUUAUCUCCUAGAACAACGGCAUAUCAUGAAAUUUGGUUAGAGGAUAAAAUUGUUGCUGGAAAUGCUGUACAAGAUUUUGAACCAUUAUAUGGUCCGACAUAUCUUCCACGUAAAUUUAAGGUUGCAAUCGCAGUACCUCCUAAUAACGAUGUAGAUGUGUUUGCACAUGACUUGGGAUAUAUAGCGAUUGUAGACAAAACUAAUAAAAAAUUAUUAGGUUAUAACGUUACUGUUGGUGGUGGUAUGGGAAUGACUCAUAAUAACAAAAAGACUUAUCCACGCCUUGGAGAACUUCUUGGUUUCUGCACUCCUGAUCAAGCCAUCGACGUUGGUGAAAAAAUUAUGUUAGUUCAAAGAGAUUUUGGAGAUCGAAUUAACAGAAAACAUGCACGUCUCAAAUACACUAUUGAUGAUAGAAGCUUGGAGUGGUUCCGCAAUGAAGUCGAAAACAGGUUAGGAUAUAAUCUUGAAUCACCACGUGAAUAUACUUUUGAGAGCAAUGCAGAUCGAUACGGUUGGACGAAAGGUUUUGAUAAUAAGUGGCACUUUUGUAUUUACAUUGAAAAUGGUGUUGUUAAAGAUUCACCUGGAGCCCAAAUUAAAACUGGGUUACGUGAAAUCGCCAAAGUACACAAAGGUGAUUUCCGAUUAACACCCAAUCAACAUCUUGUUCUUAGUAAUAUCACUCAAAAGGACAAAUCACAAAUUGAAGAACUAUUGAAAAAAUAUCGGUUAGAUAACUUGCAACAUACUGGAAUUCGAUUAAAUUCCAUGUCAUGUGUAGCAUUACCAACAUGUGGUUUAGCAAUGGCGGAAUCUGAAAGAUAUCUUCCUACACUUGUUAGUAAAUUAGAAAUUAUUAUUAAUGAAGUGGGUUUAAAACAAGAUGCAAUCACAAUUAGAAUGACAGGAUGUCCUAAUGGCUGUGCUCGUCCUUAUGUAGCAGAAAUUGCCUUUGUAGGAAAAGCAUUAGGAACGUAUAAUUUAUAUUUAGGAGGCGGUUUUUAUGGUCAGAGAUUGAAUAAGUUAUAUAGAGAAAAUUUGAAAGAAGAUGAUAUCUUGAAAGAGUUGAGACCGAUUUUGGAACGGAAAAGAUUUCCAUGA
This is a messenger RNA of Dentiscutata heterogama, 2466 nucleotides long. The record is from the annotation of a GenBank genome assembly. Lineage: Eukaryota; Fungi; Glomeromycota; Glomeromycetes; Diversisporales; Gigasporaceae.